UGUUACGAAUGCACAACCCAGAAGUGUUUGUUAUUGUGUCGGCCAUAAACGAGAAGCAAGGUAGUUUGACACACAAUUUCUCCACAAAAUGCCGCCGACCGUCAACCAAAACCACAGUGUGGACAGAGAUAAACGACCGAGAACUGGAGAAAGAAGAUCUGACCUAGUGAGUAGGGUGAAGUACUGCAACACAUUGCCAGAUAUUCCAUUUGAUCCAAAAUUCAUCAAUUACCCAUUUGAUUCUAAUAGGUAUGUGCGGUAUAAACAAACCUCCUUAGAGAAGAAUUAUCGCUAUGAAGUUCUCACUGAACACGAUCUUGGAGUUACAAUUGACCUGAUUAACCCAGAAGCUUACACGCCUCAGUCCAAUGCACAACUGCAUCCCACAGAUGAGAGGUUGCUGGAAGAUGACAUUCUCACUCCACAGGAUGCUAAACGUUCUCGCCAUCACCAUGUCAAUGUGUCAUGGUUGCGAAGGACAGAGUACAUCUCCACUGAGCCAACAAGAUUCCAGCCUCAGACAAUGGAGAAAAUUGAAGCUACAGUCGGUUUUGCAGCUCGCAGGAGAAAGGCUACUGAUGAGAAUGUAUACACUGACAGAGAGAGUCAGCUGAGAGCAAUUGAGAAGACCUUCCUUGAAGUUAAAGAGCCUCUCAAGCACCACUACAGCAAGCCAGGGGUCACAGCUGUGGAAGAAUUACCAGUAUUCCCAGAUUUCAGCCUUUGGAAGUACCCAUGUGCCCAGGUCAUUUUCGACUCUGACCCUGCUCCUGUGGGUAGACCAAUGCCAGCCCAGCUUGAGGAAAUGUCACAAGCAAUGAUUAGGGGUGUGAUGGAUGAAUCAGGAGAACAGUUUGUGGCCUACUUCCUGCCAACUGAUGAGACCCUAAAGAAGAGAAAACGAGAUGCUGAAGAAAAUGUUGACUACAUGGAUGAAGAUGAGUAUGACUACCUGAUGGCAAGAGAGUACAACUGGAACGUUAAGAACAAGGCCUCAAAGGGCUACGAAGAGAAUUACUUCUUUGUACUUCGUGAUGAUGGGGUUUACUACAACGAGCUUGAAACAAGAGUGCGAUUGAGCAAACGUCGACUGAAGCAAGGUCAGCAGCCUAACAACUCUAGGCUUGUGGUGCGUCAUCGUCCUCUCAUUGCGCAGGAACACAAGACACAGCGGUUUAGGGAACGAAUGCUGGAACCACCUGGUGAAGAUGAGGAAGAAGAAGAAGAGGAAGAGGAAGAGGAGGAAGAGAUGGAGGUGGAAGAGAAUGAUAAAGGUAGUGCCAAGGGGUCUGAUGAUGAGGGCAGUGAUCGCUCAAGGUCAGGCACUCCAAUGAUGGAUAAGGAUGAGCAAGGGAGUCGAUCGGGCUCACGCUCGAGGAGCCGGUCAGGUUCACGUUCACGAAGCCAGUCAAGAAGCAGUUCCAGAAGCAAGUCACGCAGCAAAUCUCGCAGCAAGUCCAGAAGUCAGUCACGCAGCAGAUCCCGCAGUGGUUCAAGAAGCAAGUCAAGAAGUAGGUCAAGGAGCAAGUCAAAGUCAAGGUCUCGCUCUCGCUCUGCCUCAGGGUCCAGAGGAUCCAGAGGAUCCAGGUCUCGCUCUCGCUCCAAGUCCAAAACUCGCUCCCCAUCCCGCUCACCUUCAAGGUCCCCAAGUGCAUCCCCUGCAAGGUCUGAAAGAUCUGCGAAGUCAGCUGCAUCGAGCAGAUCGGCCAAAUCAAACAAGCGGAGUCCAAGCCGAUCCCCAUCACAGCGAGGCUCUCCGGCACGCAGUAGGGCUUCAGGAUCAGGGUCAGGCUCUGACUCAGGCUCUGAUUCAGACUCCUCAGGCUCUGGUUCAGGCUCAGACUCAGACUAGAAGCAAGGUUUGGAGGGACUGUGUGCCUGAGAUCAAGAAUUACAAAUACUUCUUGUUAAGAGGUCUUUGACAGGUUGUUUGAAGUACCUGCUAAAUAAUCUAAAUUGAAGAUCGUCAACAUAGGGAUGCGAAGAAAUGUACAUAAUUUGGUAAAAGCGUUAUUCUUUAUUAAAGUACAGUGCAACAAUAGAUUUAAUAUUUUAUGUCUUGGUCAACAAGAACUAAGAGGUAGCAGAUAGCAGAAACUAUUUUAAAUUGUGUUGACUGUGAAGACCUAAAUACUCAAGGUUAUACUUGAGAUGAAAUUUUUAAAGGUGUCAGAUAUUUAUUUAAGGAAAUGAGGCAAUUCAUACACUAUGUAUGUAUGUAUGGCAGUAAAACAGAAUAAAGAUUAUAUAGUCUUUCAAUUUUCAUGGCUUGAUAUUGACCUGUAAUAUCUUGUGAAAUUGAAUGUUUGUGGAAAUAAUAUAAUUGCUACUAAAUGUC
Penaeus vannamei (Pacific white shrimp) is the source of this 2338-nucleotide messenger RNA. RefSeq names its product RNA polymerase II-associated factor 1-like protein antimeros (gene atms). Gene Ontology annotation, molecular function: chromatin binding; RNA polymerase II complex binding. The record is from RefSeq and is a predicted model, not a curated record. Lineage: Eukaryota; Metazoa; Arthropoda; Malacostraca; Decapoda; Penaeidae. Gene Ontology annotation, cellular component: Cdc73/Paf1 complex. Gene Ontology annotation, biological process: transcription elongation by RNA polymerase II.